Molecule: messenger RNA, 765 nt
Organism: Marasmius oreades (fairy-ring Marasmius)
Lineage: Eukaryota; Fungi; Basidiomycota; Agaricomycetes; Agaricales; Marasmiaceae
Exons: 3
Coding region: 1-765 (254 amino acids)
Molecular function (GO): N-acetyltransferase activity
Source: RefSeq, a predicted model, not a curated record
AUGGACAAACAACCCCAAGACAUAAUUACCAUGAGGGUUUACCAUCCUAAUGAUUUUGAACAAGUAAAGGACCUAUUUUCUCUCGGAAUCGUCGGUCCUGGGAGUCCGGGACGAUUAUCGUUUCGCCUAAGCUACACCCAUCAAUAUACUUUUGCCGUAUACAUGGUGUUGGCAUUGGGUCUCUGGCUAUCUGUCUCUUCCAUGCUAUGGAGCAUUACCCAUUACGUGGGGCUUCUACUUGUUGUUCUUGCUCUCGGCUAUCUGGUGUGGAUCUUCGUAAAGGUCAGGGGGUUCUUCGAAGGCUACCGUUUAGCGUGUCUUGCGGAAGACUUGAGCGAUAUUCCCGGUUAUUACAAACUCGUACCCUCUCCCACUGUUACCACCGCGAUGGGACUUACACCCAUAACUCCAAGUGGUUUUUGGGUAGUUGAGGCACACUCGCCACAAUCAGAAUCUACCCGAAAGAUUGUCGGUUGCGUUGCACUUGACUACUCACUCGGCGAUAGUACGUCUGCCGAUCUGCGUCGAUUUUCUGUUCUCCCGAGUUACCGUUGCAAAGGAAUAGGCAGUUUACUUUUGCGAACGGUUGUGGCUCAUGCCCGAUGCCAUAGGCUGUCAAAGGUCCAUAUUACCACAACCAGCUUUCAAAUGAAUGCUGUACGGCUGUAUGCGAGGCAUGGGUGGAUAGCUCAGCCAAUGAAACCAGUAACAUCGAUCGGUGUUUUGACGUUCGGACACGUCGAAAUGGACCUGCCUCUCCGGUAG